AUGUCAAGUUGUUGUCAAGGAUUACCAGAGAUUUUCAGAUGGAACGAUGUCGUAAAAUCAGGCAUCUUCGCAUUUGCUUUCAAUGCCUUAUUAUUAACAGUUUUAUAUAACAAUCUUGGACUCGUUUAUGUUUUAACUAACUUUGUCCUCGUUUCAACUGUUAUCACAAUUGUCUAUCUUGCAGUUUUGAAGUUCAUCCUUAAGGCUGAAGAUCCUAAGGAAGACACCCAAUAUGUUUAUGUUAGCGAAGAAACUGUCCAAGGACUUAUUAUUACCUUUGUUAAUUGGAAUAACUGCAUUUAAGGUUACUUCAAGCAAGUUCACUAAUCAAUCUUAUCUCAAGUUAAAUUAAUCGGCGGUCUUUACUUGUUGGCUAAAUUAGUUAGCUGCUUCAGCAUCAUUAGCUUGACUUGGUUAGUUGUCAAUGGAUUAUUAGCUUUUGGAUUUGUUUCUUUCAAGUUGGGAAUGGAUGUUUGCGGAUUAUCUAAGGGACUCUUAGAUAAGGCUUUAGUUGCUGCUGAAUCCGUUUUAAGCAAGAUUCCUAAGUAUACUCCUCCUUCUAAAUCUAAUUGA
Tetrahymena thermophila SB210 is the source of this 573-nucleotide messenger RNA. RefSeq names its product reticulon protein. The record is from RefSeq and is a predicted model, not a curated record. Lineage: Eukaryota; Ciliophora; Oligohymenophorea; Hymenostomatida; Tetrahymenidae. The transcript has 6 exons.